Molecule: messenger RNA, 381 nt
Organism: Macroventuria anomochaeta
Lineage: Eukaryota; Fungi; Ascomycota; Dothideomycetes; Pleosporales; Didymellaceae
Exons: 2
Coding region: 1-381 (126 amino acids)
Source: RefSeq, a predicted model, not a curated record
AUGGGCCAGCAGGUCAGUGAGAUCCACCGCUAUACCAGCUCAAAGUCGUCCAAGCUCGACCUUAGCAACGAGAAGCUCGAUCGACGUACCAAGCAGCUCGAGUCCGUCGAGCAGCUGCAACAGACGGCUCUCGAUGAGGUCCGCGCUGUAAAGAAGAUCUCAGGGCGUACAGCGAAGACAGCGAAGAAGGUCAAAUUGCUCACGCGCCCGCUGGUAGAAGUCCUAGCGGAGACCGUCGCGCUAGCGAAGCAAAUCCACCAGGAUUACGCCAAUGACUCUACGAAGAAGCUCAGCAACAUCGAGCACACAAUCAAGAACACCGAGACCAAGGCGACCAUAAGACACCAACAGAAUAUACGCUUUUACCAUUGCCGCAUCUAA